AUGACCACCAAAAACGGUAGCAACAUCGUAGUCGAGUGGCUUCGGUCCUUGCACCUGGGCCAAUACGCUGAUUCGUUUCUGGAUAACGGGUAUGACGACCUGGAGAUCUGCAAGCAGGUCGGCGACCCCGAUAUGGACGCCAUUGGUGUGUUUAACCCGUCGCAUCGCAACCGACUGUUACAGUCUGUUCGCACACUGCGCGAGGAGGGUGCAGCCAGUGUUUAUUUCACACUCGAAGAGUCUGCUGCGAUACAGGAGGAAUGCAAGUACUCCACCUCCAAAGAGCAAUGUACCCCUAGCCCUGGCCACUCAUCGGGCAGCAGUACUCAAGAGCUACAGCAGGUGCAUUACGAUGAGUACGAAGAGGGAAAGGCUGAACUAGUCAGGAUACCUAAACUUCAGUUGAAGCUGUUGCUUAAGGAUAAAUUAUUACAAGACGGCAUUAGACUCAGCUCUCAACCAUAUACUACUCAGAACGGCGAACGAGGCUAUUUGGAAGGCUUAGCGUCCCGGUACGCGGAUCUGUACAACACCCAUUAUCGGGAUAUUUUGGAGUAUCUGGACGAACUUAGGGCCACCGAGUGGGCUGAAUUAUCUCCCCGAAUCACGUUGUUAGCACCCUCUUCGCCCUCCAGGUCACCGUGCAACAUGGCCGGAAAUCCGUACUCUCAUCACCUGUACGCGCCAGGAAAAUACUCUCCAUCUAGUUGUCUGAGUGAUCGCGAAGAGGACGAAAUUUACGGUCUAACAACGGCUGAAAGAAGGUUUCCACCACCUACUGCGGCAGUCCGACCACCCGUACACCUUAAUACCGCUAUCAGACAGCAUACCGUACAACAACCGUGCCUAAGUCCAAGAUCUGCAUAUUUCUACGAAUUUCCUCCUGCAGACCGACCCGGAAAAAAGAAAAUCACAUUGACGCGGUUUCUACGAAACUUUAAGACCCACAGGAGAGAUAAAUCGCGAAGUCAACAAAACGUUUCAUCCCGGGCCAACACUCCCGAUUGUUUGGGAAUGACAAUGAUAGAUAACAGAAAUCGUUGUGUACCAAUGUCCGGCAGAAACCAUGUCGGCAAUCCAUCCGGUUUUGAAGAAACUAUCCAUCGGUUGAAAGUCCAAGAGGCCAUGAUUAAGAAGGAACGUUUCGACCGCGAACAUGAGGACAUCCUCCGGGAGAUUCGUCACGGACUGUUGCGGUAUGGUGGCGGCGGAGUUGGUGGCGGACCCUGCAAGCCCGCAACCCGUUGCAACAAUUCGGACGAGACCUACAUGUACGACGACGACAUGCUCAGACACUGGUACGACGAACCUCCAUACGAAUCGGAUCCCGAGGAGCUACUCAUGGAGCACGCCAACAAUAGAGUUUAUUACGGUUACGCUAAACACAGAGUGCCUCGGAACAAUAAUUCCGGUUCCGUUAUAUCGUUGCGCAGUGCUGGUGACAUAUCGUUAUCUGGCGGCCAUCACCACCGCGGCGGCAGUGGCCAUCACCGGCAGACGGCUACGGGGCUCUUGUUGCCCGCUUCCGGUUCUGGUCAACCUACCACCAUAAUACCGCUGAGACGACAGAACAGAGAGAGUGGUGACUACGCUACUUCUGAUGUCCAAAGCGUUUGUUCUAGGAUGUCGUCGCUAUCCGUGGAAACAAAUCGUUCAGACUAUGAUCAGGAACUUUACCACAGGCUCAGAAUGAACGGAAUGGACACCGCGGUGUCGCCUGGACACAGUUCGGACUAUGCCGAUCAAGAGGAUUCGUUUUUACAAACACCUCGUCAUAGUAAAAGACAACACCACCAUAGAUCCAAAACAUCCUCGAAACAACUGAAACAAAACCAGAGACCUAAUCGUCAUCAUAGUUCUGCAGAGAGCCUACCGAGUACUUCUAGUGCCCAAGCAUUGAUGGGAGCAGCGUCUCAAAGCUCUGAGGAAUCCCCGACUUCUUGCGAUGGAACGCAGAAAGUACAAGUGUUGGCAUUGGCGCGAGCCGUAGCCAACAGCAGCCCAAACCCUUAUGACAAAGACGCUUUGAAAUUCAACAGAGGUGACGUAAUACUGGUUACUACCAUGAACGCCAGCGGCAUCUGGAAGGGGAUGGUUAAAGGCUGUGAUAAGAUAGGCACGUUCAAAUUCGAAAAAGUUCAACCAUUAGUGAAUGAAAGCAACGGGCUCGAGAAAAGCAAACAGAACGUGAAACAUAGGCCCAAGUCGUUACUUCAGCUCCUGCGGACUAUCGGCAUGGAGGAACAAAUGUCCGUGUUCGCAAUGAAUGGUUUUGGAGACUUGCAGUCGUUCUGUGAAAUACGUGAAACAGACUUAGACUAUAUGGGUAUAAUGGCCCCGGAACAAAGAGCGAAAAUAUUGGCAGCUGUCCAAGUCAUGCAUGACUAUCAGUCACCCGAAGACGAUUCUAGCAGCACCGAGGAGAACAAAACGGAUCCAGGCUGCGAUGACUCUCAGGAAACUGCCCACAGUCAACGAGCAAUCAUCCCCGGAUCCGACGUUGCCAAGUCGAAGCCUACGCCAAAACCGCGUUUCUCGGCUAGCAACGGUAACGAUGCGGCUCUGUCGUCGCCUGAGUACGGUAAGAAGGCACCGAAAUCUAGUGACACCACCACCACUUCCGCCGCCGCCAAACCAAACUCUUGUACUUCCAGUGAAAAGUCUUCAGACUCUGGCGUCAGCACCAGUUCGUCCGUGUGUUUCGGCAACAUGACCCGAGGCAAACGCAGCGGGACGAAUCAUCAAUUGAACGGUAAAAACAACUUUGGCGUGCACUUGGUGCAGCAAAACGUCAAAGAUUGACCGUUAUUAGGCGCUUCUUCUCGUGCAAUUGAUUCCUAUACAUUUUGUACUAUAACCGAUUAAGACAUGUAUUGGGGAGGAGGGUUGUUGAGGGACUUAUAUGAGACAAAAAAACCACACGAACACGUCAAGAAAGAAAUCAUCAUAUUAUGUAUACAUAAUUUAAAUUAAAUACUAUAUUUCUAAACUUGCAUUUAUUACUAAUCUUGGGCAUUCAUUCUUGUUAAAUUAAAAAAUCCAAACAAAAUAAUUUUAUAGUAAGUACUUCGGCCUACAUUUCUUUUUCUUUUUUAAAAUUAACAUUUUUUCAAAACACAAUUAUUUGUUCAGAAAUAACGCUUUUAAAGCCGCUUUACACAGCAGCGCUAUUAUUCAACAUGUACCUAUAAUAUGGCCGCAGUGCUUAUUUAGAUUUUUGAUAGUGUACUUGACAUGACAGACAAUUGUUAGCCGACAUGUAAGUCCAUUAUAUUUCUUAGUUUUUGGAAUUUUGGAUAUUCAAUUUUUGUGACAAAUUUUUUUAGUCAAUUUGUUGUUGUUUGAGAUACUUUUUUUU
This is a messenger RNA of Melanaphis sacchari, 3358 nucleotides long. RefSeq lists its product as uncharacterized. The record is from RefSeq and is a predicted model, not a curated record. The coding region runs from base 1 to 2802 and encodes 933 amino acids. The transcript has 15 exons. Gene Ontology annotation, molecular function: protein binding. Lineage: Eukaryota; Metazoa; Arthropoda; Insecta; Hemiptera; Aphididae.